Molecule: messenger RNA, 1450 nt
Organism: Platichthys flesus (European flounder)
Lineage: Eukaryota; Metazoa; Chordata; Actinopteri; Pleuronectiformes; Pleuronectidae
Gene: rpl3
Product: ribosomal protein L3
Exons: 10
Coding region: 77-1288 (403 amino acids)
Biological process (GO): translation; ribosomal large subunit assembly
Cellular component (GO): cytosolic large ribosomal subunit; ribosome
Molecular function (GO): RNA binding; structural constituent of ribosome
Source: RefSeq, a predicted model, not a curated record
CCUCGCGAUACUUGCGGGGCUAUAAAAUGGUGAUCGGCCCGUUCUCAGUCCUCUUUAAAAUCGGACGGGUGACAACAUGUCUCACCGAAAGUUUUCGGCUCCACGCCACGGGUCUCUGGGCUUCCUGCCCCGCAAGAGGAGUCGCCGCCACCGCGGUAAGGCCAAGAGCUUCCCCAAGGAUGACGCCAGCAAGCCCGUGCACCUGACCGCCUUCCUGGGCUACAAGGCCGGCAUGACCCACAUCGUUCGCGAGGUCGACAGACCUGGAUCAAAGGUGAACAAGAAGGAAGUGGUGGAGGCUGUGACCAUUCUGGAGACUCCUCCCAUGAUCGUGGUUGGAGUCGUUGGAUACGUCAACACUCCCCGCGGCCUGCGUUCCUUCAAGACCAUCUUCGCCGAGCACGUCAGCGAUGAGUGCAAGCGUCGGUUCUACAAGAACUGGUACAAGUCUAAGAAGAAGGCUUUCACCAAAUACUGCAAGAAAUGGCAGGAUGAUGAUGGAAAGAAGCAGCUGGAGAAGGACUUUGCCACCAUGAAGAAGUACUGCCAGGUCGUCCGCAUCAUUGCCCACACACAGAUGCGUCUGCUGCCCAUCAGACAGAAGAAGUCUCACCUCAUGGAGGUGCAGCUCAACGGUGGCACCAUCGCUGAUAAAGUAGACUGGGCCCGUGAGAAGCUGGAGCAGGCCGUGCCCGUCACCACUGUCUUCACCCAGGACGAGAUGAUCGAUGUGAUUGGUAUCACAAAGGGUCACGGAUACAAGGGUGUCACCAGCCGUUGGCACACAAAGAAGCUUCCUCGUAAGACUCAUCGUGGUCUGCGUAAGGUGGCCUGUAUCGGUGCUUGGCAUCCUGCCCGUGUGGCUUUCUCUGUGGCCCGUGCUGGUCAGAAGGGAUACCACCACCGUACAGAGAUCAACAAGAAGAUCUACAAGAUUGGCCUGGGCUACCACACCAAGGAUGGAAAGCUGGUUAAGAACAACGCCUCUACAGAGUACGAUAUUUCCAACAAGAGCAUCAACCCCCUGGGUGGUUUUGUUCACUACGGAGAUGUGACCAACGACUUUGUCAUGGUGAAGGGCUGUGUUGUGGGGACCAAGAAAAGGGUGCUGACUCUGCGCAAGUCUCUGCUGGUACAGACCAACCGUCGUGCUUUGGAGAAGAUUGACCUCAAGUUCAUCGACACCACUUCCAAGUUCGGUCAUGGUCGCUUCCAGACAUUGGAGGAGAAGAAGGUGUUCAUGGGUCCCCUCAAGAAGGACCGAGUCACCAAGGAGGAGACUGCUUAAGAUGUUCAUGGUCGCUGCCAGAAAUGGGAGGAGAAGGUGUUCAUGGGACCACUCAAGAAGGACCGAGUCACCAAGGAGGAGACGUCUUAAAAUCCAAUGUCUCUGCUGCAUUAACUGUCAACAUCAAUGUCGUGCAGUUAUUUAAUAAAAAAACAAAAGAUA